Messenger RNA from Solea senegalensis (Senegalese sole), 2754 nucleotides. RefSeq names its product zinc finger protein 143b (gene znf143b). Gene Ontology annotation, molecular function: RNA polymerase II cis-regulatory region sequence-specific DNA binding; DNA-binding transcription factor activity, RNA polymerase II-specific. Gene Ontology annotation, biological process: regulation of transcription by RNA polymerase II. Lineage: Eukaryota; Metazoa; Chordata; Actinopteri; Pleuronectiformes; Soleidae. Gene Ontology annotation, cellular component: PcG protein complex; nucleus; transcription regulator complex. The transcript has 14 exons. The record is from RefSeq and is a predicted model, not a curated record. Bases 596 to 2479 code for a protein of 627 amino acids.
AUAGAUACAACCAUCCACUCUCAAACCUACAGUCAAUUUAGAGUGUCCAAUAUAUUAAACACACUCCUGGGGAUAUGUUAAUACAUUGAUAAUUAAAUUAGCAAAUUAAUUUGUAAAAAUGACAUUUGACAAACAUUAAUAAAAUAAGUAAAGAGUAAGCACUAAAAUAAACUGAUUACCCUCAAUCAAAAACCUGGCUGCAUUACAGUCCCAAACCUUAAGUAAGCUGAUACAUCUCCUGACAGAUGUCUUCUACUGGUAGGCGUUUACAUUUGGUGGUGUUUUGCAGCGUACAUCAGAUUUCUUGUUCAUCUUGUCCUAUCCUUUUAAAAUGAAACCAUCGGAGUAUAAAUCAAUUCUUCAUUAAUAAAUUAUCCCAUUGUCAAAGCUCUAAAGUUAAGUUUGUGAUUAGAACGUUGUCCUUAUGGCAUGGAAGUAAUAUGUUCGUACAUAUUAUUAGUAACAUAAACCAAUGCGUGAAUGGAUGACUACCUCUGUCAUAUUCAUGUUCUGUACUUCCUCUUUUCAGCCAGUGUGUAUCUGACUUGGCUGUUGUAAAUGUGUGUUUUGUGUGUUUUACUCCAACAGCUGAAGCAUGCUCUUGGCUCAGAUAAAUCGGGACUCGCAGGGAAUGGCAGAGUUUCAUGAUGCAGAUGGGCAGCCGGUCACACUCUGUCUGGCAGAGGCUGUGGCAGUCGGAGAUGGUGAUCAGAUGGAGAACAUGGACACUGUGAGCCUGCAGGCUGUUACUCUUGCAGAUGGAUCCACUGCAUACAUCCAACAUGAGUCCAAAGCUUCUUUUUCUGAUGGGCAGCUCAUGGAUGGCCAGGUGAUCCAACUGGAGGACGGCUCUGCUGCCUAUGUUCGGCAUGUGUCAAUGCCUAAAGCAGGGGGUGACAGUUUACAGCUUGAAGAUGGACAGGCAGUUCAGCUAGAGGAUGGAACAACAGCCUACAUACACACACCCAAAGAAACAUAUGACCAGGGUGGCCUCCAGGAAGUGCAGCUGGAGGAUGGCAGUACAGCCUACAUCCAGCACACGGUGCACAUGCCCCAGCCCAACACCAUCCUGGCCAUCCAGGCUGAUGGAACCAUUGCAGACCUCCAGGCUGAUGCCGCUGCCAUAGACCACGAGACUAUCAGUGUGUUGGAACAGUACACCACCAAGGUAGAGAAUAUCGAAAACCCUCUAGGAUCAUACGGCAGAGUGGAAGCAGACAAUGGCGUUCACAUGAGGAUUGUGUUACAGGGUCAAGACAACAGGCCAGCAAGAGUCUCGAAUGUAGGAGAGAAGUCAUUCCGUUGUGAAUAUGAGGGCUGUGGAAAGCUCUACACAACUGCCCACCAUCUCAAGGUACAUGAACGCUCGCACACUGGAGACAAACCAUAUGUCUGUGACUUCCGUGGCUGUGGAAAGAAAUUUGCAACAGGGUAUGGAUUGAAGAGUCACUCACGCACACACACAGGGGAAAAGCCAUAUAGAUGUCAGGAACUGAACUGCUGCAAGUCCUUCAAAACCUCUGGUGACCUUCAGAAGCACACAAGGACUCAUACAGGAGAGAAGCCUUUUAAAUGUCCUGUAGAUGGCUGUGGCAGGUCGUUCACCACGUCUAAUAUCCGCAAAGUUCAUAUCCGAACACACACUGGGGAGCGGCCAUACUACUGCUCUGAGCCGACCUGUGGGCGGUCCUUUGCUAGUGCAACCAACUACAAGAACCAUAUGAGGAUUCACACCGGAGAGAAACCAUAUGUGUGCACAGUGCCUGGGUGUGAGAAGCGGUUCACAGAAUAUUCCAGCCUUUACAAACACCAUGUUGUUCAUACACCCUGCAAACCUUACAACUGCAACCACUGUGGGAAAACCUACAAACAGAUUUCCACACUUGCCAUGCACAAACGCACAACCCACAACGACACCGAGCCUAUCGAGGAGGAGCAGGAGGCGUACUUUGAACCACCGGCAGAUGCAAUUGAUGAUCCAAAUUGCAACUAUACAACAACAGUGGUUGGGGGAGAGGACUCCGGCUCAGAGCAGGCUCCAGUGGAGAGCACUGACAUGGUUAGUCAGCAACAUGUUGCCUUGGUGAAACAGGAAGAUGGGACACAACAGCAGGUCAGUAUCUCGGAAGCGGACUUGCAAGCCAUGGGUGGCACAAUCACCAUGGUAACCCAAGAAGGCACAACUAUAACCAUUCCUGCCCAUGAGCUGGCAAUGCAAGGGGCUCACUCAGUCACCAUGGUAACAACAGAUGGCUCAGAUGAACAGGUACACAACUGUGUGGCCAUCAUGACACCCGACAUGGCCUCAUUCCAAUCUGUGGAGGAGGCAGGCUACAGUCAAGAUCAUCCUGUCACGUUACUGGCCACCUCCAAUGGCACUCACAUUGCUGUGCAGCUCAGUGAUCAGCCUUCGCUGGAGGAAGCCAUCAGAAUAGCAUCAAGAAUACAACAAGGAGAGUCACCAGGCCUGGAUGAUUAAUGGAAUCAUUUUGAACUGUGAUUAAGGAUCAAAACCAUGUCAAUGGAUUAUAUCAAGAAGAGUCUAAAAUUAAGUCUUCCACCAUGUUUUUUUUUCCACAGAAGAACUUUGCUUUUAUGUGUAAAUAGUAUUUUGAUAACUGGAGUUCCGCUAUGCUAAUUUGUCCCUCAGUCAAUAAAAUGGGAGAGGAGCAAAUGCUUUCUAAUGUUUAUGAUGCACAGUGUACAGUGCAGUGUACAGCUAAUGCUAUUUCUAAUAAAAAAAAUUUAGUGUAA